Molecule: messenger RNA, 3002 nt
Organism: Talpa occidentalis (Iberian mole)
Lineage: Eukaryota; Metazoa; Chordata; Mammalia; Eulipotyphla; Talpidae
Gene: BHLHE40
Product: basic helix-loop-helix family member e40
Biological process (GO): anterior/posterior pattern specification; regulation of transcription by RNA polymerase II; regulation of neurogenesis
Cellular component (GO): nucleus
Molecular function (GO): DNA-binding transcription factor activity, RNA polymerase II-specific; RNA polymerase II cis-regulatory region sequence-specific DNA binding; protein dimerization activity
Source: RefSeq, a predicted model, not a curated record
AUGGAGCGGGUCCCCGGCGCGCAGCCGCCCCCCGCCUGCCUGCCCAAAGCGCCGGCGCUGGAGCCCGGAGACCUGCCUGGGAUGGAUUUCGCCCACAUGUACCAAGUGUACAAGUCGAGGCGGGUCAAGCGCAGCGAGGACAGCAAGGAGACCUACAAACUGCCGCACCGGCUCAUCGAGAAGAAGAGACGUGACCGGAUCAACGAGUGCAUCGCCCAGCUCAAGGACCUCCUGCCCGAGCACCUCAAACUUACAACCCUGGGCCACUUGGAGAAAGCAGUGGUUCUUGAACUUACGUUGAAGCAUGUGAAAGCACUAACCAACCUAAUUGAUCAGCAACAGCAGAAGAUCCUUGCUCUGCAGAGCGGUUUACAAGCCGGUGAGCUGUCUGGGAGAAAUGUCGAGGCAGGUCAAGAGAUGUUCUGCUCAGGUUUCCAGACGUGUGCCCGGGAGGUGCUUCAGUACCUGGCCAAGCACGAGAACACGCGGGACGUGAAGUCCUCCCAGCUGGUCACCCACCUCCACCGCGUGGUCUCGGAGCUGCUGCAGGGGGGCACCUCCAGGAAGCCAUCAGACCCAGCUCCCAAAGCCAUGGACUUCAAGGAGAAGCCCGGCUCACUGGCCAAGGGCUCCGAGGGCCCGGGGAAAAACUGCGUGCCGGUCAUCCAGCGGACUUUCGCUCACUCCAGCGGGGAGCAGAGCGGCAGCGACACCGACACUGACAGCGGCUAUGGAGGAGAGUCGGAGAAGGGAGACUUGAGGGGCGAGCAGCCCUACUUCAAAAGCGAUCAUGGCUGCAGGCUCCCCAUGGGAGAAAGGAUCGGGGCUAUCAAGCAGGAAUCCGAGGAGCCCCCCAUGAAAAAGAGCAGAAUGCAGCUCUCCGAGGACGAAGGCCACUUCCCCAGCAGCGACCUGAUGGGCUCCCCGUUCCUGGGCCCCCACCCACACCAGCCUCCCUUCUGCCUGCCCUUCUAUCUGAUCCCACCGUCCGCAACUGCCUAUCUGCCCAUGCUGGAGAAGUGCUGGUACCCCACCUCCGUCCCGGUGCUGUACCCCGGUCUCAACGCCUCUGCCGCAGCCCUCACCAGCUUCAUGAACCCCGACAAGCUCCCCACCCCCUUGCUCAUGCCCCAGAGACUCCCUUCUCCCUCACCCGCCCACCCGGCCGCCAUCGACUCCUCAGCCCUGCUGCAAGCUCUGAAGCAGAUCCCGCCUUUAAACUUAGAAACCAAAGACUAAAUUCUUGAGGAUCCUGCUGCUUUGCUUUCCUUCCUCCCCCACCCCAGCCCCCCAAAAAAAGUGUUUGUGAGUGCAGUGAGAUUGUUCUAGCAUGGAUGCCUUGAUAAUCUGAGGCUUGGAGAGAAGAGCGUGUGUGUGUGUGUGUGUGUGUGCGCGCGCGCGCGUGCACGUGUGUGUGCGCAUGUGUGUGCAUCAUGUGUGGGUAUAGACAUUAAAGCUCCUUAGUGUAGGAAGGACAUGAAGGAUUGGGGAGGUGGUCCUCGGGCCUUCUCCCCACCUGGACGACCACCCCGGAACAGAUCAGCUGGGUGGUCAAGAGCCCCAGAGUGAGUCGGUCUACACGCCGAGAGCCAGGCCGCUGGCUUUGAGUAGAAGGUACUUUCUGAAGAGGGCUUUCCACAGCACAGUUCCCAGCCAGCCCUGUGACCCCACCCUUCUCCCUUUUAUUGUCGCUGCUGUGACUCAUCGCCCGAGAGGGCAGCCAGCCCGUGCGCUCUGCCUGCCAGGUGGUGAGGGAGCUGACUGGCAAGCGAGGCCGUGGUUUGGGGAGGCUUCCGCAGGUCUGCUCCCCACCCCUGCCACGGCUGAACAUGCAGAGUGGAGCCUCUGCUCGGGCUGUCAAGCGAUUGGCUUACUGGGGAACUGACGGGCCCUCUGCUUGGAGCCCAGCUGCCAGGAAGGAGGGAGCCGCGCCCACGCGGCUGGCACCCCUCCCUAGGGCUCCCAUGCGGUCCAGGGAGCCAAACCAGGCCGAGCGAGAGAGGCGGACUUCCCAGCACCCCAGGGUGCAGAGCCAGCUGAGCCCCCUCACCUGCUAGCUUCAGGAGCAGAGCUAGACCCGGGAUGAAGUUCUGUCUUAAAACUUUCGGCCCAGCGUAGCUUCUCAAAGGCCCAGGCACUGCGGGAUCCUUUCUACUGGCCCCAGCCCCUCACCCCAGGGUGUCUGGAGCGUCCCCACUGCUGAAAAGGAUGCUGUCCCUUCAAGGAAGUUUUACGUCCGGCCCAGAGGACUUUGUUUUCCGACUAGCCCAGCCAGCCCUGCACCAGCUCUUCAAAUGCACUAUGCUGACCGCGAAUCGUGUGUUCGUUUUUUCUUUCCCUGUUUUUAUUUUGGUAUCAAGUCGUUGCCUUUAUUUGUAAAGCUGUUAUAAAAUAUAUAUUAUAUAAAUAUAUUAAAAAGGAAAAUGUUUCAGAUGUUUAUUUGUAUAAUUAUUUGAUCUACAAAGUGAGAAAAAAAGAAUGUAUUCCUGCUUUUGAAGAGAAGAAUUUUUUUCUCUAGGGAGAGGUACAGUGUUUAUAUUUUGGAGCCUUCCUAAAGGUGUGAAAUUGUAAAUAUUUUUAUCUAUGAGUCAAUGUUAAGUAGUUGUUUUAAAAUACUUAAUAAAAUAAUCCUUUUCCUGUGGAAGAGAAAAAUGGCCUCCUGUGUUUCUUAACUCCUUUCUUAACUCGGCUGCUGGCUGCAGUCUCCGGGCCGCCCCUCCAGGAGGGCCCACGUGGUCACCUGGCUGUCCUUCAUUCAGCUUUUCACGUGCUUUGCAUUUGUGCUCAGUCAGACAGAAUAAAGGGAGUCCAUUUAGAAGGUAAAUAUUUGUUCCUUUUUUAUAACUAGCCUUUGCCAGAGGUCCCCAGGACCUCUCUUUCCAGAAUUAAGCAAAAAAUAUUCCUUCUCCCAGUCUGUUCUUGCACCAGCUCUGGGGCUUCUCAGGCUAUUCAAGGAUCAGAGCCCUGGCGCUGGGCGUCUGGGCUGCCUGGCGGGGCGACGG